Molecule: messenger RNA, 1144 nt
Organism: Emiliania huxleyi CCMP1516
Lineage: Eukaryota; Haptophyta; Isochrysidales; Noelaerhabdaceae
Exons: 2
Source: RefSeq, a predicted model, not a curated record
AUUUGCUGAUUCCAACUGAUCCGUUAUGUCGUCGUGGGUCACGGACGAGGGUGAAAGCCUCCUGCGCCGCAUGGACGUACAGGACGCCGCGAUGGCGGCGAAGGCGCAAGCGCAGGACGCGGCGAUGGCGGCGAUGGCGGCGAAGGCGCGAGCGCAGGACGCGGCGAUGGCGGCGCAGCAUGCCGCCGCACGGUACGACGGUACGAGCGCCGCGAAUGCUGGGACGGCGGGCGGUUACGCUCUUCCGACGGAGAGCGAGAUCCUUCCGUACGUUCUGCUUAGCCCUGCCGCGCAGCAAAUGGUCGAUCACGCCGCGCAGCCUCUCGUCUCCAACGAACACCACUCCUUCAUGAGCUUCGUUCGCGAUCGCCUGCUGCCUGCUGCUAGCUUCAAUCGCCGUGCGCGUGCUGCGCGGGAGCCCGGCGACCCGCCAAAGGUCUACACGAUGACCUCACAAGACGUCCUCAAGUGGGCGAUUUACGCAGCCAUCUCGCGCCAGCAGGCCAACGAGGCGCUUCAGGUUGUCAGCGGGUUCCCGUUUGUGCUUCCGGAACCGGACGUGAGGACCAACCGGGUCGGAAUGACGCUAUUUCCCUCCGUGGGGUACACGCCAGAGCAGCCCGAUGAUAAUGAGGACAGCCUGAACCCACUCAAGGACAGGCUAAAAGCGCUCGAAGCCGGCCAGCAAGCCGAGGAGGCGCCGGAGGCAUACACAACUGCCCUCCCCUUCGAUGCGGUGUGGCAGGGCCACAGCAGUACGGCCGGGUGCGCGGAGGAGGUGCGGAGAGCGCACGUCGAUGCGAGCAACCUCUUUGCGCCUUCGCACCCUUAUGUACCCGUCGGCGCGACGAUGCCGCCCUACUCGCGCUUCCCCGGGAGCAAUGCCCCGCAGCCCGUCCAAGUCCCGUUUCCUGGUAGCAGCCGCUCUGACGUCCUCUUCAGCUGGCUGGGCUGCCGCUGCUCGUGGCCGGUCACGCAGCUCUGCUGGUACACGUGCAUCGCGUGCAACAUCCACCAGUGGCUUGCGGUCUUCGUUGCGACCUUCACCCAGCUCUGGAUCGCCACGUUCCUCGAGUCAUUCGUGGUGCAGGCGCUCCGCAGCAUCUCAACGUAUCACCCGCUUCUUGACCCAAAUCUCCCUCCG